Molecule: messenger RNA, 1257 nt
Organism: Aspergillus ibericus CBS 121593
Lineage: Eukaryota; Fungi; Ascomycota; Eurotiomycetes; Eurotiales; Aspergillaceae
Product: gamma-glutamylcyclotransferase family protein
Exons: 2
Coding region: 442-1257 (271 amino acids)
Source: RefSeq, a predicted model, not a curated record
GAUUAUAGUGAUAAUAGCCAUGACUCGGGAAAUUGCUUGCCGAGCCAUCGAGGGAAGACCAUGAGGUCCACCACUCGAGGAACGCGAGAGGAAUGAGCCAAAAGAGGAGAAUUCAUGAAUUGCCUGUCGUAUCUGGCCGGAAAUUACUUUUACCGUCUGCCAGGCAGCCAAUUCGUAGCUUUCUGUCAGACAUCAACACACGUUCAGAAGUGAAGCGAGUGAAGGGAGAUCACUCAUUGAAGUAUGCCUUGGAGCUAGUGCUUAAGCAUGUCAACACUGGCAGCUGAGAAGCGACACAUGGAACAUCCAGAAUACUUCUCGUUGCCAGGACGAGCUCAGUGCAAGUCCUAUAUGAAGAAGCCUCUCUUUUGUUGAUGUUAACGGCCCAAAGCAUAUGCCAAGAAGUCAUGAACAGAUCUGUCAUCUUUCCUAUUCUGAACGAUGGUUCUGGAAGUCAUGUUAUUCCAAAAGGACGGCCGCAAAGUACAACAAGAGUCAGCAAGAUCCCCUACGAUUAAUAUCUCUGGCGCAUUGGCGGAUUGUAGCUAUCCAGAUAAGCAGCUGUCGUACCAGAAUGCCUAUUUCUUAGAACUUCCACCAACCAAGUCCUCACGUGAAAUCCUUUGUUCAUCCUUACCCGGUUCCAAAGCCCAGACCCUUUCACACCCAAGGACCGGUAGCAAAGCAUCAACAAACCUACGGACGCCAUUGGCCGGGAUAUAUCUACCAGGGGUGUAUACAGGCGUGAAAAACGGAAGGAUGGCCUCGUUAGCCACAAACAGGCAGACCUCCUCGCUGCCUCAAAUAUCAGCAGCGACUACGCAGGAAGAACCAGCUAAUACACACCAGCGCCCUGACCUCUUUCAAACCCGCUGUUUCUUUUUCUAUGGUUCACUUGGUGAUCCGACUAUCCUCACCAAAGUCCUCAGACUUAGGGAUCGACCGGCUCUUCGUCCGGCGACGAUCAUGGAACAUGGGAUGAAGCUGUGGGGCGAGUAUCCGGCCCUCUUGGACGGGCGUCCCGAAAUACCAAUUCACGGAGUCGCGUACGAGGUCCGGUCGCAGGAAGACGAAGAUCGGUUGGUCGAGUAUGAGACAGAUAUGUACCGGAAGAAGGGAUGCUUGAUUGAAUUUAGGGAUGGUUCCAAGGUGCCUGGGGUGACGUUUGUUUGGAAUGCAGAUCCAGGGUUGUUGAGAGACGGAGGCUCUGAGUUGAAGGAUUGGUUGUUCGACCAGAGGGAUAUUGGGGAGUCAUAG